AAUAAAGGUCUCAUAAUGGGAAUUCCACACAUAUCUUGUGAUAGGGCUGUAUUAAAAUCAAACCCACGUAACCUUUCCUCAAGCUGCAAUUUACUCAUAGGAAACUGAAACCUAAGCAGAACAUAUUACAACUUCAUUAAAACAGACUGCUUGAGAUCCUACUGAGAUAGUUCUAAGCCAGCAUUUUCACAAACCAAGUGUUCAACAGCAGCAUUUUAUCUGUCUACUACAGACAAAUGUUAGGUCUAAUACCAGACAUGCACAUUUCAUGACAAGCUUGUUCCUAUGCAAGUUUACUUUUGGUUCACCUCCAGCACAAAGUAACUCUGCCACUCACUAACAGCAAUACUUUCUGGUUAGAACAGCUUUGUAGUAACUCCACUCACAGUAGGCUCACAAAGAGAAUCACAGGAAACAAGAAUUCAGGUACAGAACCUACGGGUGUAUCAUUGCUGUAAUGAGAAAAGACUUCUCUCCUAACUUCUUCGCACACCAAGUUGUCAAGCCCGCUUCUCCAAUGUGUUGCAGUUACCAUAUAAGCUUUAUUAGCAGUUUUAUUCCUUCAUUCUUUUAUACAGACUCAUACAAAGGUAGCAAGUUAUAGGAUGACCUAUGGAAGGCUAAAGCUAUCAGGAACAGAUAAGUAAAGCCUGCAGUUGAAGAGAAAUGUCCUGCUGUUCCAAUUCCAAAUUAAAAUAAAUUGCACAGUUCUUUUCUAGGAAAUUUAAACUUUUAAUAAGAUUAUCUGUGAUGAAAAAAACAACUGACAAACAACAAAACCCUCUGGCUCUCAGUGCAACUUAAAUUAUUCCCUCCCCCACUCUAUAAGUCUACGGUUUCUGGAUUCUCAAGAUUUUACUCUGUUUACUCAUUGUUCAUGCUUUUCAUCAUAGAACCUGGACAUCAUUAUGUAUUUAGGACUAAGGGCCUCUGUCUGUUUUAUUCCAUAAUCUCUUUGCUUUCUCUUACUGAGUGUUUUUCAAACAAAACUCACUAAACAAAGUACUCCUUUAUUCUCGGGUAGAUGGAACUAAGAGAGAGAACAAACAGCAGUAAUGCACUUGCUGUAGAGAACAGAAAAAAAAAAAAACAUUCCAAGAAAUUUUGUUAAUACAUGCCAAUGCAGUUUUAUAUGAGAAGGGAUAGUUCCAUUCAAGAGAAACUGCAUUUUCCAGGACAUCUACAGUGAAGAAAACAUCUCAGACCUCACAUCCAGCAAGGGCUACAGCUUGGCACUCAUUCUCUCGAGAGAAAGGGCAGACAAAAGGUGACAGCAGAUAAUCAUCAUGGCAUCAGCAAGUCUGCAGUUCUUUGCUUUUAUUCUGGCUUUGUUUGGUGUUUUUGGAGAUAUUGCGGCCACCUUGCUACCUAACUGGAAGGUAAAUGCAGACGUUGGCUCCAAUAUCAUAACAGCUAUAACACAGAUGCAAGGACUUUGGAUGGACUGCACAUGGUACAGCACUGGGAUGUUUAGCUGUACCCUGAAAUACUCCAUUCUCUCUCUCCCCGUCUACAUCCAGGCUGCACGGACCACCAUGGUACUGUCUUGUAUCCUAUCAGCAUUUGGGAUCUGCAUCACUACAGUUGGAAUGAAAUGCACCAAGUUGGGAGGGGACAGUGACAGCAAAAGUCAC
This is a messenger RNA of Empidonax traillii (willow flycatcher), 1634 nucleotides long. RefSeq names its product claudin 20 (gene CLDN20). Gene Ontology annotation, biological process: bicellular tight junction assembly; cell adhesion. The annotation marks the transcript as partial. Gene Ontology annotation, molecular function: structural molecule activity. NCBI's taxonomy places the organism in Eukaryota, Metazoa, Chordata, Aves, Passeriformes, Tyrannidae. The transcript is spliced from 2 exons. Gene Ontology annotation, cellular component: bicellular tight junction; plasma membrane. The record is from RefSeq and is a predicted model, not a curated record.